Messenger RNA from Dibothriocephalus latus, 264 nucleotides. The record is from the annotation of a GenBank genome assembly. Lineage: Eukaryota; Metazoa; Platyhelminthes; Cestoda; Diphyllobothriidea; Diphyllobothriidae.
CAUCCGCUCAGAGCAAAUCUGGAAACCAUUGCAAAUAUUGAGCGCAAGGGUAUUUUUGCUGUAGUUGUCGUUACUGCCGUCGACGAUAUUAUCCAAUUGGGAUUCAUCUACCCUGGUGAUAAUAUUUCUAAGCAUGAUAUGCCCGCCUACGAGGUUGCCAGACUGGUUCAGUUGAUGUGGGUGGACAUCAUGCGAAUACCAUUGUUUGAACUUUCGUUAAAUGUUUGGCAUCAUCGACACUACCGAAACUGUUACAACCAAUAG